Myotis daubentonii (Daubenton's bat) is the source of this 5302-nucleotide messenger RNA. It is a transcript of the gene KAZN, whose product is annotated as kazrin, periplakin interacting protein. Lineage: Eukaryota; Metazoa; Chordata; Mammalia; Chiroptera; Vespertilionidae. Gene Ontology annotation, molecular function: protein binding. The record is from RefSeq and is a predicted model, not a curated record.
AGUCGCGGGGAGAGAAAGGCAUCCAGAGUGAAGGAUGAACCGCGGACACCUCGGUCUGGAGCUGCAGAGUGUCCCCCCUGUGCUCGCCGCCUGCAUCUGGCUGCCCUGGGGCGCACGGACCCUGGACAGCGGUGCUAGGGCUCCGGAAGGAGGAAGACCAGGGCUGGAGCUGCCCAGCAGCCUGAGCUCCCCGCCUGCGAGGCCAGCUCCCUGGGGAGCCCGGCAGCCUUGCCCCCUGCCCUCCUCCCUGGAAGCAGCCGUGGAGGAGCCGGCAGUGCUUUCCUGCAGCCGGCGCGGGACCCAGCGCUCUCAGCGGGCAGCAGGGCUGAGCAGCAUCAAGGACCCUGCGCCUUCCAGGUGACCCCCCGGGAAGACUGAGUGGGGGACCAGGCCUCCGUCACUCCCCCCAGACAAGAGGAAACAACUCUUGUUGGUAAAACUUAGGUUUUCCUUUUGCAUCAAACUCCUGGAGCUGAGCAAGAUCUGCCGAACCCUGUAGCAUUCCAUUUUUCACUUGGUUGGUGUUUGAGAAAAACCGGCAAGGAGCGGGUGACAAGAGGAGGAGAGGUUAUAAACUUUGGGGGCGGGGACAUUUUCUUGGAAGUGACAAGUAGUGUCAGAGCUACAGUUCCCCAGCCAGUGACGUCAUCCUGCACUUGGACACUCGGGAGGGUCUGGACGCUGCCCCGGGACCAAUACCAAAGACCCCAGGGGAGCCAUGGAGUCCACGCUGGAGACGGCCAGCCCUGCCGCAGGCCCCGUCACCUUCUCCCACGUCUUCGGCCAGCAGUGCCAGCUGAUGGAAGCAGCCGUGCAAUCAUUGCAUACCCUAAAUGACCAGAUAUCCCAUUUUAUUGUCACCAAGUCGAAGGCACUGGAGGAGGACAAAGACCCCUUUCUGCCCGCAGAGAAGGAGACCCUGAAGAGUUCCAUGGUAUUGAUGAGACACCUCCUCAUGGACGCCCAGGCCAACAUCCUGAGCAUGAUGGAAGACAAUAAGCAGCUCGCGCUCCGCAUCGAUGGGGCGGUCCAGGCGGCCAGCCAGGAAGUGACCAACCUGCGGGCCGAACUCACGGCCACCAACCGGAGACUGGCGGAGCUGAGCGGCGGCGGCGGCCCCGGCCCCGGCCCGGGCCCGGGAGCGGCAGCCGGCACCUCGGCGGCAGACUCGGCGGUGGCGAACAUGGAGAACCACCAGCUCGGCGUGCAAGGGCUGCUGCGGGAAGAGGUGUCCCGGCUGCAGGAGGAAGUCCACCUGCUCCGGCAGAUGAAGGAGAUGCUGACGAAGGACCUGGAGGAGUCGCAGGGCGGCAAGUCCGCCGAGGUCCUCUCGGCCACCGAGCUCAGGGUGCAGCUGGCCCAGAAGGAGCAGGAGCUGGCCAGAGCCAAAGAGGCCUUGCAGGCCAUGAAAGCCGACCGGAAGCGCCUGAAGGGUGAGAAGACGGACCUGGUGAGCCAGAUGCAGCAGCUGUACGCCACGCUGGAGAGCCGCGAGGAGCAGCUGCGGGACUUCAUCCGGAACUACGAGCAGCACCGCAAGGAGAGCGAGGAUGCUGUCAAAGCUCUGGCCAAGGAGAAGGACCUGCUGGAGCGGGAGAAGUGGGAGCUCCGGCGCCAAGCCAAGGAGGCCACGGACCACGCCACGGCGCUGCGCUCCCAGCUGGACCUCAAGGACAACCGGAUGAAGGAGCUGGAGGCUGAGCUGGCCAUGGCCAAGCAGUCCCUAGCUACGCUGACCAAGGACGUCCCCAAGCGGCAUUCACUCGCCAUGCCAGGCGAGACCGUGCUCAACGGCAACCAGGAGUGGGUGGUGCAGGCGGACCUGCCGCUGACCGCAGCCAUCCGGCAGAGCCAGCAGACGCUCUACCACUCGCACCCCCCGCACCCUGCGGACCGGCAAGCGGUCAGGGUGAGCCCCUGCCACUCCCGGCAGCCUUCCGUCAUCUCCGACGCGUCUGCCGCCGAAGGCGACCGGUCAUCCACGCCAAGCGACAUCAACUCCCCUCGCCACCGGACGCACUCCCUCUGCAACGGCGACAGUCCCGGCCCAGUUCAGAAGAACCUGCACAACCCCAUUGUACAGUCACUAGAGGAUCUUGAAGACCAAAAACGGAAAAAGAAGAAAGAGAAGAUGGGAUUUGGCUCCAUCUCCCGCGUCUUCGCCAGAGGGAAGCAGCGGAAGUCCCUCGACCCCGGCCUGUUUGAUGACGCGGACAGCCAGUGCAGCCCCACGAGGCAGAGCCUGUCGGAGGGCGAGGAGCAGGUGGACCGGCUGCAGCAGGUGGAGCUGGUCAGGACCACCCCCAUGUCCCACUGGAAGGCGGGCGCCGUGCAGGCCUGGCUGGAGGUGGUCAUGGCCAUGCCCAUGUACGUCAAGGCCUGCGCGGAGAACGUGAAGAGCGGGAAGGUGCUGCUGAGCCUGAGCGACGAGGACCUGGAGCUGGGCCUGGGCGUGUGCAGCUCCCUGCACCGGCGCAAGCUGCGGCUGGCCAUCGAGGACUACCGCGACGCCGAGGCGGGCCGGAGCCUGUCCAAAGCGGCCGACCUGGACCAUCACUGGGUGGCCAAGGCCUGGCUGAACGACAUCGGCCUGUCCCAGUACUCCCAGGCCUUCCAAAACCACCUGGUCGACGGGCGGAUGCUGAACUCCCUGAUGAAGCGGGACCUGGAGAAGCACCUGAAUGUGUCCAAGAAGUUCCACCAGGUCAGCAUCCUGCUGGGGAUCGAGCUGCUGUACCAAGUGAACUUCAGCAGGGAGGCCCUCCAGGAGCGCCGGGCCCGCUGCGAGACACAGAACACAGACCCCGUGGUCUGGACCAACCAGCGGGUGCUCAAGUGGGUGCGAGACAUUGACCUGAAGGAGUAUGCAGACAACCUGACCAACAGCGGGGUCCACGGCGCCGUGCUGGUGCUGGAGCCCACGUUUACCGCCGAGGCCAUGGCCACCGCCCUGGGCAUCCCCAGCGGGAAGCACAUCCUCCGGAGACACCUGGCGGAGGAGAUGAGCGCCAUCUUCCCCCCGGCCACCUCCACGGGCAUCCGGGAGGCUGAGCGCUUCGGAACGCCCCCCGGGCGGGCCCCCAGCACCCCCCGGGCGGGGAAGGAGGAGAACAGCAGUGGCAUCAGGCACAAGGCUGGCCGGCUGCCCCUGGGGAAGAUAGGGCGAGGCUUCGGCAGCAAAGAGCCCGAUUUCCACGAUGACUACGGCUCCCUCCACAACGAAGACUGCGGGGACGAGGACCUCGAGGGCCGGCCAGAGCAGGGCCGCCUGGAGGGCUACAAUGGCCUGGAGGUCACCAACGUGUGAGGAGCCGAUGCUCGAUGCGCGGCCAGACCGGACACGGGAGUCGCCUGGAGGAAGAGGAGCCGGAAGCCAUCGCCCUGUACAUUGUGCCUGCGGCUGAGGAGGCGCCCCGGUCCCGGGAAAAUCCCUACAGACGCCGCAGCUUCAGAUGGGAGCACAGGGAGCCAGGGCGCCCGCCGGGGACGUCCGCUCAGCGGAAGGGCGCUGGCCCCAGGACCUGUCACAUGCCAGCCCCUCCAUCGCCCAGGCCCCACCCCAGAGUGACUGACUGUCAGCGCUGUCCUGGCUGCCAAGGCGGAAAGGGGCCCCGACGCCCCAUCCGGGAGGAGCAGGUGGGCUCCAUGCAGACAUGCGAGCCCCGCGGGCACAGAGGUCAGCAGGCAAAGCCCAAGGUUGACCCGUCAGCAGGUGACCCUCCAGCCAGCGAGGCGGCAGGAAAGGCUGCCCACGGCCGGGACGCCACACGGCGGGAGGGCGCAGCCCAGCAUCCUCGCCCCCGUGACUGAGAGCCUGGGUCCCCUGUGGGGUCGCUGAGCCCCUCUUGGGAGCAAGCGGAACGGGGGAGUCAUUGUCUCUGCCCCGAAAGCCCCAGUCACAGGGGGUGGACGUGUGGGAGUAAUUGCUCGUCCUCCCAGGAGCAGCUCCCCGGGGGGGGGGGGGGGGGGGCGCAGGUGGAUGGUCCGUGCGGGGCGGGGCUUGGCAAUGGCAGUCCCGGGAAAUGCAAUAUCCUGUCAUCGGGCGAAGGGCCGGUGAGGGCAGGAUCAGGGAUGACGGAGGGAGGCCCGGGACAACUGUGCCCUAUGUGGCAGCGGAUCCGGGAUCGGGGCAGGGAGUGCUCAUUGCUACCCCCACAAACCUUUGUUGCUCUGAUGGCUGUCCCCUGCGCAGAGGGGUCCUGGCUGAGAUGAGCCUCGCAGAGCCACGCCGGCCGGAUGGCGGCGAGAACCGCGGGCCUCUGCCUGACUCGCACUGUGUGCUGUGCGGCUUCUCCCGGCGCCUCGCCUCUCUGCACCUCAGCGUCCUCCUCUAGCGCUGCUUCCCGGCCAGGGGGGUGCGAGGACUAACACUUGCUAACGCCUGUAACGCACUCCGUGGCCUCUCGGGAGGCAGGUGGGAGUCGGGGGUCUAAUCCCCCACUUACCACACAGAUCGGACAUGGACCUGCCCCUCUAACUCGGUUAUUUUGGAAACAACGUGCAAAAGGAGCACAAGGCAUGUGGGAUAUUUCGACCCUUUAGCACCCCUGAUAGGCUUAAGCGGGGAGAGAGAGAGAGAGAGAGAGAGAGAGAGAGAGAGAGAGAGAGAGAGAGGCCCCAUAGGCACAGCCCUUGGAAACCAGUUUGAUUCCAGGGAUCGGCUGGGCUUCCUGGACCCCGAUGCUGAGUGACGAUCCGGGAAGGACGAAACGAGCAUCCCACUGACACUCAGUUACGGAAGCAGAUCAUCUGUUGGAACCACGAUGCCCCACUUCCAUUGAAGCCAUGUGCCCGAGAGCCCAGGAGGACAGGGUGUGAAUUCCCAACACUUGAAUCCGCCUCGAAGACCUCUCCAACCCAGGGUGGGCGACACAGACCGAGCCCCGAGGAACUGCGGGGUCCCUCCCAGAGCCAGACCGCACGUCUCCCCCACCCUGACACAAGCACAGCCUCCCUCCCCCGGGGCCAGGUGCCUGGUGGGUGGACAGGGAGACGCCCCCCCUUGUCUGAUGUUUGGCCCCCUCGGGACACAGUUCUGAUUCCGGGGCCUGAGGCCUGACGCUCUGGGACCUGCCCUGGCUUCGCUGAGGGUCCAGACCCCAGUGUCUCUGUGACAUUCAGCCACACGCGGCCGGAGCUGCAGAGCCCGCAGCCGGGGCAGGAGAACCAGACGCCCAGCCACGCUGGUGCCCGGUCACUCCUGAGCCAGCCUCAGCCUGGGUGGCCGGCACCCCAGGACCUGCCUCCAGGGGGCAGCAAAGCAGGAGGCCGGUCAUCCCCGCAGGGUGGGCGGAAGGGCAGG